Etheostoma cragini (Arkansas darter) is the source of this 684-nucleotide messenger RNA. RefSeq names its product GDP dissociation inhibitor 2 (gene gdi2). Gene Ontology annotation, cellular component: cytoplasm. Gene Ontology annotation, molecular function: Rab GDP-dissociation inhibitor activity. NCBI's taxonomy places the organism in Eukaryota, Metazoa, Chordata, Actinopteri, Perciformes, Percidae. Bases 31 to 684 code for a protein of 217 amino acids. The record is from RefSeq and is a predicted model, not a curated record. Gene Ontology annotation, biological process: small GTPase-mediated signal transduction; vesicle-mediated transport; protein transport. The transcript has 4 exons.
CUAAACCCUCUCCCCCCCCCCAAAGGUCUCAUGGGGUUGUUUGAGAAACGGCGCUUCAAGAACUUCCUCCAGUUCAUUUCCAACUUCGACGAGAGCAACCCCAAAACCAUGGAGGGCGUCGACCCCCAGCAGUCCACCAUGAGGGACAUUUUCAAGAAGUUCAACCUGGGCCAGGACGUCAUCGACUUCACCGGCCACUCCCUCGCCCUCUACCGCACAGACGAAUACCUGGAUCAACCCUGCAUCGAAACCAUCAACCGGAUCAAGCUUUACAGUGAGUCCCUGGCCAGGUACGGCAAGAGCCCCUACCUCUACCCCCUGUACGGCCUGGGGGAACUGCCCCAAGGCUUUGCCAGACUGAGUGCCAUCUACGGGGGGACGUAUAUGUUGAACAAGCCCAUAGACGAGAUCGUGGUGGAGAACGGGAAGGUGGUGGGGGUCAAGUCUGAGGGAGAGAUCGCCAGGUGCAAGCAGCUGAUCUGCGACCCCAGCUACGCCAUGGACCGCGUCACCAAAGCGGGUCAGGUGAUCCGGGUCAUCUGCAUCCUUAGUCACCCGAUAGGCAACACGGGCGACGUCAACUCGUGCCAGAUCAUCAUCCCCCAGAAUCAGGUCAACAGGAAACACGGUGAGCGCACACAGGAUGUAGGCGGAUGGAUUUGGCUGUUCAGUACAAAGAUUUGA